This is a messenger RNA of Manihot esculenta (cassava), 1119 nucleotides long. Its product is annotated as probable caffeine synthase MTL2. Gene Ontology annotation, molecular function: S-adenosylmethionine-dependent methyltransferase activity. Gene Ontology annotation, biological process: methylation. Lineage: Eukaryota; Viridiplantae; Streptophyta; Magnoliopsida; Malpighiales; Euphorbiaceae. The record is from RefSeq and is a predicted model, not a curated record.
AUGGAGGUUGCACAAGUUCUUCACAUGAAUGAAGGAGAAGGAGAAACCAGCUACUACAAAAACUCAAGCCAUCUAAAGAAAGUGAUUUUGACAACCAAGCCAAUUCUAGAAGAAUGCAUAACAAAGCUAUGUGAAGAAGGCUUUCCAAAAUGUCUGAAAAUGGUAGAAAUGGGAUGCAGUUCAGGAGCUACUGCGCUACUGCCACUGCAGGAAAUCAUAGAAAUAAUAUACUCCAUUGCUUGCAGAUUGAAGCAGAAACCGCCCAUCUUGCAAGUUUUCCUAAAUGAUCUUCCAGGAAAUGAUUUCAACACCAUCUUCAGGUCAUUAAUACCCAAGUUCCAUGAGAAACUUGAGAAAGAGAAGGGCAACAAAUUUGGAACUUGUUUCAUAGGUGCAAUGGCUGGAAGUUUCUAUGGAAGGCUUUUUCCACCGCAAUCCCUGCACUUUGUUCACUCUUCUUACGGUCUCCAUUGGAUAUCACAGGUGCCUGAAGGACUUGUGAGUGAAUAUGGGAUUCCACUAAACAAAUAUAAUAUUUGUGUAGCUGAAACAAGCCCCCCAAGUGUCCACAAAGCAUAUAAUCAAUUUGAAAGGGACUUUACGACAUUUUUGAAGUGUCGUUCAGAAGAGAUGGCUUCUGGAGGUGCAAUGGUCCUCAACGUCCUUGCUAAAAGUAACAAAAUUCCUUAUUGCAAAUACGGUAGCGAAAUUUGUCAGUUAAUUGGGACGGUCCUCAACGAAAUGGUUCAAGAGGGAUUAAUAGAGGAAAAAUUAGUGGCAUCAUUCAAUAUUCCAGUGUAUGCUCCAUCAGCAGAAGAAGUAAGGAGUAUAAUUGAAAGGGAAAAUUCAUUUGUGAUAGCAAGACUAGAAGAAUUCCAGCUAAGUUGGGAUGCUAAUAUAGAGGAAACUGACAAAGAGAAGGUGUUUGAUAAAUGGGAAAAGGGGGAGUAUGUAGCCUCCUACAUCAGAGCCGCUACCGAACCCAUGCUAGUUGCUCAUUUUGGACAUGCUAUUAUUCCCCAUUUAUUCCGUAGAUAUUCUAUCAAAUCAUCCGAUUAUUUGGAAAAGGGAAUGGCUUUCCUCAACACCCUUGCGAUUUCCCUUCAAUUCAAAUGCUGA